ACUUGAUUGUCAACUGAGUUGACGAAUCAAAUAGUCGUAUUGCCUAACUGUGGGCGUGUCAUUUUUGAAAGACAAGUAUUUUAUCCAAUAAGCACGCGAUCAGUAUGUGGCUGACGGGAAAGUGAAAUUUACCAACGUCUUGUUAUGGAAGAUGUCAGUCUUUAGAGGAGCAAUGAUAACUGCGUCAAAGUCAAGAAUACUGAACCUUGCAAGGGCAUCUGUUCUUCUGAACAACCUCAAUGUUAGUCAACAAUUCAGUCGGGCUCCUCAGAGUUCCAAACCCUUUUACACAGCGGGACUUCGGUUUUACAGCAACGUCUCCGUCCAGGAGAAGUCCGGGGUGUUGAGCCCAUCUGAGGAUAAAGUUCACCUCACCGAUUCGUGCGUGAAGGUUAGAAGACCCCUAGAACAUUAUCAGAGACUAUCAGAAAUCAUGGAAAAGGGCGAGUACCUUAGGAUACAUGUGGAGGGAGGAGGAUGCUCUGGGUUCCAGUACAAGUUUUCUGUAGAUUGUAGCAUAAAUGAAGAUGACAGAGUCUUUGAACAGGGAGGAGUGGGUGUUGUUGUGGACCAGGACAGUCUGGAGUUUGUUAAAGGAUCCACAGUGGACUUCAGUCAGGAGCUGAUCCGUUCCACCUUCCAAGUGCUCAAGAACCCUCAGGCUGACCAUGGAUGCUCCUGUGGCAGUUCCUUCUCUGUCAAACUAUGAUCCCUGAGUCUGUGAUAUUCAGUACUCACAUUCAGCUGUUUAUUAGUUAAAUUAAUAAAAUAAUAAAUAUCAAGAGAUUAUAUGGAUAAUAAUCAUUAAACAUGCAACAUAGACGUCCUAAACAAUUACCAUGAACUUGCAAACUACAGGUAAACCUAAUAAACUGGUCACUGGGAGUUUUAUGUUAUAGUGGAUGAUGUUGAAUUUCUGAUUCAGUCAACUACAUUUAGUGGCAGUGAAUAUUGCAAAUGACAAUUUAUCAGCCUUUUCUAUGUUUUUGUGUGAAAAUAAGUUAAACUGACUUAGCAACGGGUGUAUUGAUCAGUUUGCAACAACAAACAGUGACAGCACAUAAUCAGCUGCACUUUAGUGUGGUGUAAUCCAGCAAAACAAAGACUAACUUGAAGUUUUUGAAUAUUCAGUGUUUAGAUUUGCCUUUAUGUGUAAAAUAUGUAAAUAUGCCAUGUCUCUGAAGUUUUAAGUUAUAUUGUUUCAUUUGGAAUAAAUUAAGUCAAAAUA
Messenger RNA from Melanotaenia boesemani (Boeseman's rainbowfish), 1228 nucleotides. It is a transcript of the gene isca2, whose product is annotated as iron-sulfur cluster assembly 2. The record is from RefSeq and is a predicted model, not a curated record. Lineage: Eukaryota; Metazoa; Chordata; Actinopteri; Atheriniformes; Melanotaeniidae. The transcript has 4 exons. The coding region runs from base 152 to 709 and encodes 185 amino acids. Gene Ontology annotation, biological process: iron-sulfur cluster assembly. Gene Ontology annotation, molecular function: iron ion binding; 2 iron, 2 sulfur cluster binding; 4 iron, 4 sulfur cluster binding. Gene Ontology annotation, cellular component: mitochondrion.